UCCCGGUCUGUGUGUGUUGGAGGUACAGCGGUUACUGGCUGGAAAAAAAAAACAAAUCGGCAUCAAAUGGGCCCAAGAAGAGAUGGUUGAUGUUGCUGGGGUCUCGCGGAUGGCCCCGUGCUUGGCUGAGUGGGGACAGGGGUGGUGGAGGAACUCGCUGGAGACCAAAUGUUCUCCUGGUUUGCUCCUGGACAGCUCGAUGCGUCAGGCCCGUAAAUGUCUCCGUCUGGAUUUGUUUUCCUUAAUGUUUUUUCCCCUCCAGAAUGCCCCUCUUCCAGUGGGAAGCCUAAUCACGCAGAUAUCCUGCUUGUAAACCUACAGUAUGUUUCAGAAGUGGAAAUAAUUAAUGACCGCACGGAAACGCCUCCUCCUUUAGCUUCACUCAAUGUUAGCAAGCUUGCCAACAAAGCGCGGACGGAGAAGGAAGAGAAGAUGAGCCAGGCGUAUGCAAUUAGUGCUGGUGUCUCUCUGGAGGGGCAGCAGCUCUUCCAGACUAUACAUAAGACCAUUAAAGACUGUAAAUGGCAGGAGAAGAACAUCGUUGUGAUGGAAGAAGUCGUUAUUGCCCCUCCCUAUCAAGUGGAAAACUGUAAAGGCAAAGAGGGAAGCGCCCUGAGUCACGUACGCAAAAUAGUGAGUAUGG
This is a messenger RNA of Egretta garzetta (little egret), 643 nucleotides long. It is a transcript of the gene LSM12, whose product is annotated as LSM12 homolog. The transcript is spliced from 3 exons. NCBI's taxonomy places the organism in Eukaryota, Metazoa, Chordata, Aves, Pelecaniformes, Ardeidae. The annotation marks the transcript as partial. The record is from RefSeq and is a predicted model, not a curated record.